GUGAAGGCGCUGGUGGAGUUCCUGCUGGAGAACUGCGGGGAACUCUUUGCGGAGGAGAGAAGGGAGGUUUCUAUUCGAGAGACUGAGGAAUCGCCAGCCGCCCCGCAGGGAUCCACAGAUGUGUGCGUGGAAGAGCCAAGGGUCCCUGCAGAGCCAGCAGACACCAAGCACGUGGCAGAAGCCUUGGCGCACACACCGCGCUCUCUGCUCGGUGUCCUCCAAGAAGCUGGGGGAGAUACCCUGGCGCAGCCUGGAACGGGAGAGGGUAAAAUGGAUGCUAUACACAAGAUGAAGAUUUUUGUCAUGUUCCUGUCUCUGGCCACAUUCACAAUCAUGGUGAUACUGAAUGCUGGAAAUGCCACUGGGAUAUUCAAAGGUCUGUUCAGGACAACCCCUGGAAACAUCUCGGAGAAAUAUAACACUGACUUCACACCAGCUGGCUGGACUUUCCUCAUCUGGAAUGUCAUCUAUGCCUGGCAGCUUGCCUGGCUUCUCUACGCCUUGUCAGGGAUCUGUCGAAGGAAUGAAAUUGGAUGUGUUUACCUAAAGCCGGACUUGUUGCCAAUACCUUUUUAUGUGGUGUGGAUUCUGAAUAAUGGCUUCAAUGUAGGAUGGCUGUUUCUGUGGGACCGAGAAUACCUCCUCCCAGCCCUGGUGCUCCUGGCAGCCAUCACUCUUACUACCUGUGCCGCCCUCUUCAUUUCACACCGAGCACUGAGCAUCCAUUCUUCGUGGCUUAUGAAGGGUCACAAAGCUGAGCUCUGGAUCAUCCGCAUCCUAGUACAGAAUGGGCUGGCGCUGUAUGCAACAUGGACCACCAUUGCCACUCUGCUGAACUUUGCUAUUGUGUUGAUCUACAAGUGGAAUGUGUCCAACGAGACUGCAACAACUGCUGCUCUAAGCAUCCUUGCUCUUGAUCUAGUGAUAUGGUUUUAUCUAGAAAACUUCUUCCUUGACAAGCAUGUCCGCUAUAACCUUACCAUCUACCCAGUGGUCAUAAUAGCUCUGACUGGCAGCACAUGCAAGAAUUUCUCAUUUUCAUCCCCAACGACCAACAACAUUUUUAUAGUUGUUCUACUGGCAAUGGCUUGCUUGAUCUUUGCUGUUCGACUGGGACUAGUCACAUGGAGACACUGUAAGAGACCACUGGAAGCAUCAGAAACCCUGGACCCAUCAGGCACAGUGGCCUGA
Molecule: messenger RNA, 1191 nt
Organism: Opisthocomus hoazin
Lineage: Eukaryota; Metazoa; Chordata; Aves; Opisthocomiformes; Opisthocomidae
Source: RefSeq, a predicted model, not a curated record